Messenger RNA from Hevea brasiliensis (rubber tree), 855 nucleotides. Its product is annotated as RING-H2 finger protein ATL74-like. The coding region runs from base 85 to 783 and encodes 232 amino acids. The record is from RefSeq and is a predicted model, not a curated record. The transcript has a single exon. NCBI's taxonomy places the organism in Eukaryota, Viridiplantae, Streptophyta, Magnoliopsida, Malpighiales, Euphorbiaceae.
UUAAAACCCUUCUCCUGAGAAGGCUAAUAAUAAUUUCUGGGCUAGUCAGAGAAAACUGAACAGAGAAAAUUCUGGGGUUUGGGGAUGAGAAUUAAAGAUCAACACAAUGAGACUGUAAUGAGCAGCGAUAAUAUUGGGCUUGCAACAGAGAUUAUAAUCAUGGCUAUUAUAAUCUCUGUGAUACUAUUAUUCGUGGUAAUUGGGUUGUUGGUCUUAGUUCAUGCAUGUAUUGUUAGAAGAACUUCCAGAAACAAUUUUGCUACUGAGAGAGGAAGCCCUGAUAGAAGAAUUAGCAUGUCACGAGAUGACCUGGAGAAGCUUCCAAGCUAUGAUUUUAUAGCAAAAAGCAAGGGAAGCAGCCCAGUAGAUUGUGCAGUUUGCUUGGAAAACUUCAAGGUUGGCGAAAAGUGCUGGCUGUUGCCUAUCUGCAAGCACAGUUUCCAUGCUUAUUGUGUAGAUGAAUGGCUUAUGAAGACACCCAUUUGUCCAAUUUGCAGAACCAGUGCUGCUGAUUCAACAAGGGCAGGGCCAGGGCAAGCAAUAGGAGAAGAAAGUAUCCAUUUCAGUGAUAGAAGCUUUGAAAUGAGAGGCAGUGUCACAACAGACAGUAGCCAUUUCAGUGAUGCCAGCAUUGAAUUCAGGGAAGGACAGGCCCAGCCAUCAUCAGGAAUAACUAGUAAUGAUGCUCUAAUGGAGUUGAGCCAAAGCCAGGAAGAAAGUGCACAAUCAACAACUAAUCCCUCAUCUUCUUCACUUGAUUCCAUUUCUGAAUCUGCUCUAUGAUAUUUUUGGAAUAUUAAUUGCUAAAUAAUAUAUCUUUUUACAAGUGGGAUUGCAUUACGUGUUCGACAAAUU